AUGCAUUGGCAAUUGUUAUAUUUUAUUAUAUUAUUAUCAAUAACAAUAAUUCAAUCAAAAACAAUCGACGAUUGUUUUUAUGCUUCUAUAAUUGAUGAUCGUGAUCCAAAUGAGAAACUUUUAUUUCGAACAAAUUAUUUAACACCAUAUUGUCGACAUCCAUUAUCAAUCGAUUCUAUUAAUAAAAUACAAGGAUAUAUAGAAAAUACAUAUACAUUUAAAAAUUUAAGUUUAAAAGGAAUUACAAGUGAAGAUCUUCUUCAAUGGUCAAUAUCAUUUGAUAUAAUUGAACAAUAUUCUAUAUAUCUCAUUGAAAAUGAUACAAAAUUUGAUGAAUUUAUUUUUAAUAAUUGUUCAUCAUUAUGGUUUGGUUCGAAUUGUCAAUAUACAUUUAAUUUUAGUAUGUCUAUUGAAUCAUUUGGAGAUUUUUUAAAUUCGUCGUUUAAAGCUCGUAAACAAUAUAAAAAAAAACUAUUGAUCCAUACUUGUUAUCUUCAUUUGUCUGGAUGUUAUCGUGGCCUUGAGCCGAUGUGUUUAGAUUGGCGUGAAAUAUGUAAUGGAAAAAUUGAUUGUAUUGGAGAUAAUUUUGGUAUCGAUGAAGAAUAUUGUAAUGAACUUGAAAUAACUGAAUGUAAUGAAGACGAAUAUCGAUGUCAUAAUGGAGCACAAUGUAUUCCACAUGAAUUCUUUCGUGAUGGUGCAACAAGUAAAGAUUGUUUGGAUGGAACAGAUGAAGCUGAAAAUUUGAAAAUAUCGGAUUUUUGGGCUAAGGAUUACUCUUUAGAUUGCAUCGAAUUAACGAUAUUCGCUUGUGAAGAGAGAACAUGUCGUCAACCACAUGCAUUUUCAUGUGGCGAUGGAAGUUGUUCGCCACUUUAUCCCUAUAUUAAUCUUGUUGAAGAUAACCCGGAAGGAUGUCCAAGUACAGGUCGUGCUGUCUACUAUAGUCAAGCAAUUUAUAAAUCAGCCAAACAAUAUUCGAACGAUUGUUAUCUUUUAUUAUUCUGUAAACUCGGUUUUUAUGAUAUUCUCAAAAAUGAUACAUACAAUAUAACAGAUUGUUCAAGUGAAAAUUUAUCAUUAAAAAAUUGUACAUUAGAAUAUCUUUCAUUUCCUCGUGAACCUAUUCUCAAUGGUUAUUUUCAACCUAUGUAUUACACUCGAUAUUUUAACAAGCCCGUUAUUGAUAAAUGGCCAGCAUACAUCUGUACUGAUCCACGAUUAUGUUUACAUUUACCAAAUGCAACAAGACAUAUCAAUGGUUUACAUUGUCGUCGAGCUCCUGUAUAUGACUCUGACGUUCCGUUUUUGUCAAUUGCAUUAAAGGAAGAUGCUACGAUUUGUGCAUUCAUGGGAAAUAUUAAUGAAUAUAAAUCAAAUUCAUCUUUAUUUUAUUGUGAAAAAUCUCGUAAAUAUAUAUCAAAACAUCGUCUCAUUGAUGGUAUUCCGGAUUGUUAUUAUGACGAAGAUGAAAGUUAUAGUGCUAGUUGUUCAUUAAAUGAUACUCAACGUUUUAAUUGUACAUCAGAAACAAAAUGUUUAUCACCUGUAGGUAUUGGUCGUGAUCAACCUCAAUGCAAAGAUGAAGAAGAUGCAAAACGUGACAACUCAGAAAUACUUGUAUAUUCACGUCUUUGUAAUCACGUACUUAGUUAUCCAGAAUUAUCACCAGAAGAUGGCGAAGAUGACGAAACCAAUUGUGAAUGGUGGCCUUGUCAUACACCAUACACUCGAUGUGAUAAUAUCUUUCAAUGUGCUAAUGGUAUCGAUGAAUUGAAUUGUCCUAAUAUUAAUUGUAAUAUUAAUGAAUUUAAAUGUCAAAUUAAGAAGUCAAGUAAUUAUUAUUGUAUUUCUCAAGAAUAUAUUUAUGAAAAACCAGUCGAUUGUAUUAAUCAUGAUUUUCAUUCUAGUCUUUGGCGAACGAUAUUUUAUUCAAAUAAUUUAACUUUUAAUAUCAAUCAACAAUAUAUCUCAUGGAAAGAAAAAACUUGUUUAACAAAAAAUGAUAUUUGUGAUGAUUCAUCGACUAAUGAUCAACAAUUAAUAUGUAAUAUCGUUGAAAAAGAAAGCAUUCGUUUUAACUCGGACUUCUCAAUAGAUUUGUAUAAUAAUGGAACAUUAUGUCAGCUGGCAGAUAAUGAUGCUAUCUGUGACCCUGGUUUUUAUUAUUUUUCUACAUGGAAUUUAGGAUAUUUUCCACCGAUAAUAAAUUCAACAUUAUCAACAUCUCAACCAUUUAUUAAUACUAAGCUAAAGAAAAAAGCUCUCAAAAUUAAUACCAGUAUUGAAUUAAUUGAAUAUUGUAAUCGUGGAAUUGUUAUAUUUGAAGGAAAAUCUUACGAAAAGACAUGUUUAUGUCCACCUAAUUAUUACGGUGAUCGAUGUCAGUGGCAAAAUCAACGUGUUAGUUUAACACUUCAAAUACGUCCAUUAGGUUCAUAUGAAAAAAAACUUUCUAUUUAUCAUAUUUUUAUUUAUUUAAUUGAUGAACAAAAUGGAAUAAUACAUAAUUAUGAAGAAAUAAAUUAUAUUCAAUCAAUAGAUUGUAAUACAAAAUACAAUCGUUAUUUACUUUAUCCUGAUCGACCAAAAAAUCUUAAUUAUACAUAUUCAGUACGUAUAGAUAUUUAUGAAAAAGUAACUUUAAGUUAUUAUGGAAGUUGGCAUUUAUCUAUUCGAUUUCCAUUCUUACCAGUUAAUCGUAUAUCAACACAAAUUCGUAUUCCAUUAGAAAAAUCUCAAUUAUUAACAAAUUGUUCAAUUCAAUGUGAAACAAAUGGAAAGUGUUUUAAAUAUAUUAAUUCAACAAAAGAAUUUUGUCAUUGUGAUCAAGGUUAUUCAGGCCGAUUUUGUAAUAUAACAUAUCAGCAUUUAUGUUCAUCUGAUUCAAUUCCUGUAAAUUCAUUAAUUUGUUUAUGUCCAUUAAAUAAAUUUGGCUCAAAAUGUUAUUUACAACAUAAACAUUGCCAAUCGAAUAAUAAUUUAUGUCAAAAUAAUGGUCAAUGUAUAUCUGAUAAUAAUCAUAUACAUCAUGAUGGUUUUAUUUGUUUAUGUCCUGAAAAUUUUACAGGAUCUUAUUGUGAAUUUCAAUCAAAUAAAAUAAAUAUUAAUUUUAAAAUCGAUUCAAUCCCAUCAUUCAUCAUUGCACAUUAUAUAAUUGCAUUUGAAGACAAAACACAUGAAAGAAUAACAACGUUUAAAAAAAUUCCAUUUGAUCAAUAUUCAAUUGAAUUAUAUUAUACAACUCCAUUUAAUUUAUUAUUUAUUGAAUUUUCAAAGAAUUAUUAUCUUACUGUAGUAAGAGAACAACCAACUUCAUCUGAAAAUAUUUUUACAAAUAUAAAUCAAGAUAAUAAAUGUGAAAAUAUAACGAAAUUGUUAAAUUCAACAAUACUUAAUUACACAAAUCUUCGUCGAUUAAAAUAUUAUCAAUUACCAUGCAUAGAAAAUCUCAGAUUAAAAUGUUUUUAUGAUGAACAAUAUAUGUGUGUUUGUGAUAAAAAUCGAUAUUCAAAUUGUUUUGAUUUUGAUCAUAAUACACAUUAUAAUUGUCAAGGUAAUAAUUUAUGUGGAAAGAAUGGUGAAUGUUUUCAAAAUAAUAUAACUUGUCCAUCAAUAUCAAUAUGUAAAUGUAAUAAAUGUUAUUAUGGAAGUAAAUGUGAAUUAAAUACUAUAGGUUUUAGUUCAUCACUUGAUAUUAUAUUUGGAUAUCACAUUAAACCAUUUAUUUCAUUUACAAAACAAUCCACUGCAGUGAAAAUAGCAGCAUCAAUAACAAUUUUAAUGUUAAUAUUUAGUAUUAUUAAUGGAUUAUUAUCUAUAUUAACAUUUAAAAACGAAUCUGUACUUAAAGUAGGUUGUGGAAUAUAUUUAUUAACAAAUUCAUUUAUAUCAAUAUUAACAAUAACUAUAUUUACAAUAAAAUAUUUUCAACUUAUUGUUUUUCAAAUGAAAUCUAUAAGAAAUCUAUCAUUUAUUAAUUUUAGUUGUAUAUUAACUGAUAUAUUAUUAAAAAUUCUUCUUAGUUUUGGUGAUUGGUUAAAUGUAUGUGUUGCUACUGAAAGAACAUUUACUGCUAUACAAGGAAUAUCUUUUAAUCAAUUAAAAAGUAAAUCUAUAGCUAAAUAUGUUAUACCAAUAAUAUUCUGUUUAAUAACUAUAUCUUAUAUUCAUGAUCCAAUAUCUCGUCGAAUACUCGAUGAUAAUGAUGAACAAAGAAUAUGGUGUAUUCUUGAAUAUUCAACAAAUUUAAAAAAAUAUGAUAAAUUUAUAAAUAUAUUUCAUAUUUUUAUACCAUUCAUAAUCAAUAUAUUAUCUGCUAUAUGUAUUAUUAUUCAAGUAUUUCGAAUACGUUUAAAAAUAAAGAAAAAAUCAAAAUAUAAACAACUUCUUGUUAUUCAAAUUCAACAAUAUAAACAUCUUCUUAUAUCACCAUGUAUUUUAAUAGUAUUAUCUAUUCCUCGUUUAAUUAUUUCAUUUUUAUCUGGAUGUAUGAAAUCAAUACGUAAUCCAUGGAUAUAUUUAAUCGGAUAUUAUAUUUCAUUUAUACCACCAUUACUUAUUAUUGUUUUAUUCAUUUUACCUUCAAAAACAUACAAAAAAGAAUUUAUAUCGAUUAUAGGAAAAAUAAAUUUUUUCUCAAAAUAA
This is a messenger RNA of Adineta steineri, 4647 nucleotides long. Lineage: Eukaryota; Metazoa; Rotifera; Eurotatoria; Adinetida; Adinetidae. The record is from the annotation of a GenBank genome assembly.